This is a messenger RNA of Mercenaria mercenaria, 1665 nucleotides long. RefSeq lists its product as uncharacterized. The transcript is spliced from 4 exons. The coding region runs from base 136 to 546 and encodes 136 amino acids. NCBI's taxonomy places the organism in Eukaryota, Metazoa, Mollusca, Bivalvia, Venerida, Veneridae. The record is from RefSeq and is a predicted model, not a curated record.
CUAGCUAAAGAAAAUGUAAAAAAAUUACCUUCCUAUUUCAAAUCACGUGAUUUUCAUGAGGUUCUAUAUAAGAAACCAAUCUAUCGUCAAACUGGUAUACGCCAGUGCUGUAUCCCACAGAAUAAUUUCAGCAAAAUGGAGGUCAAAAUCUUACUAGCUUUGGUUUUCUGCUGUUGUGUUUGGCUUGCAAAUGGUUGUGUCAAAACAAAUGCCUGUGGGGAUAAUUCUGAUUGUAAGAAUAAAAGACGUAGACGGUUCUCAGAUAACCAUGACAACAGACCAAAAGGAAGUGUCGGAAAGAUCGGAACUCAUUACAGUAUCAAGCUUCAAGAUCAUGACCCCUGUGAUUUCAAUACCUAUGACAACGACCUGGACGGGGUAAUUGCUAAAGAGGAAGUGCAAGAUAUACUCGGUAUCAACGCGGAGACUGACGCUCUUUUCGCUGACCUAGAUAUCAUGACAGAAGACAGUGUAAUCAAACUGGAUGAAUUUUAUGCCUUGGCACCUCUGAUCAUAACUGAAUGUUACGCCUCUGACAGGAAAUAACAUCUCCGUGGAAGUUGUGCUUGCAAUAACAAUAAAGCUGCUACAGACAAUACAAUGCAAUAAACAUGAUAAAGUGACUUGUGUUUGUAAUAAAGAAGAAUUUGGCAUCGCUUUUCUGGGCUAAUUAUUGCUACUUAUGCUAAUGUUUUGCUAAAAGUAUUUGUUUGUGUUGGUGUUGUUUUUUUUAACUUUGUGAUAUAGGGGAAAAGAGCACAAACUGUUUCUGACAUGUAUAUAAUUAGGUCUACUAUCUUAUUCUGACUUUUACUCAGUUUCCUGCUGUAGUCGCAUUCGAUAUCAAUACAAGUUAUGCCUUUCGUUACUGAUAUAGCUCUUAGAACGAAGAAUGAAAAUAUUAAUAUGGCACGAUUUGAUUGCAAGUUAAACAAAGCAGAAGGUCAAACUAUGCAUAUUUUGUGAUAAACAACAGUUGACGCGCGGACCGGUAAGAAAGCAUGUUGACGCCAAUUACGGCUUCAAAUUGCCGCAUGAAGUUCAGUUCAUUACUGAUCGGAUAAAUGAUGUCCGGUAUAAAUUUUAUCAAAAUAUUUAAUGAACAUGUAAGAAUAAAACGUCUAAUUCACCAUGAUUUAUCGUUCAGAUGCUUAGAUAGGAUACCCAACCGGGAUAACGCAUUCGUAAUUCCAUUCCUGCACAUCUGAACUCUGAAUCUUUGUAAGUCUGGAGAUAUACACAUUACUCGAAGGUCUUGAUUAUUUGAUAAGGGCACUUUUUUAAAUCUCUCACUUUUAUGUAGGUUGUUAACAGACAUCUGAUAAACGAUACAGAAAAGAAAAACAUAACUCGUCUAGACUUAUUUCUACUUUCAAAUAUAAAUGAGGUGAUGCAAAUAGCUGUCAUAUCUGUUUCUAUAAGGGAAAUUUUUGAAGCAUCUUAUAGACUAAGUCAUAUAACUACACUAACGUUAACAAAUAGAUCGGGCCCAGUUAACCUGUUUUGGAGAAUUGAUUUUAUAUGCUUCCAUGUCUUAUGCAAGCGAAGUGGCUGAAACUUAACAAAGACUCAUUUUUAAUAUAUAAAUCUGCUUGUAUAGUUUUCUUCAGCUUAUAGUUUCUUUUUGUAAGCUUUAUUUCAGCAAUUAAAUUUAAAAUCAGCUAA